GAUAUCCAGCGUGUCUUCUUCAACAUAAAUACCACCAACUACAUAUUAUUAUUUCCUCCACAAGAUGGCAGCACAACUUACUCACAAUGCGAUCAAAAGGAUGUUCGAAGACCAAAACUUGGAGAUCGAAAAUCUGACUGUCCAAGUGAUCAGUAUCAAGUCAGUCGGAGUAUCCAACGUGUCUUCAGCACCUGAAAGAUGGAGGAUAAUUAUCUCGGAUGGACAGAUGUUUAUAACGGCGAUGUUAGCGACCCAACUGAACCACUUUGUGCAAGAGAACCAGAUCAAGAAGCAUUCGAUCCUGCGAGUUCCGUCCUACACGGUCAAUGUGAUUGGCUCGCGGCACGUGGUAGUCUUACUGGGAGUCGAGGUGGUCCAAUCGGACUACCCGGAGCGCAUCGGCAAUCCCGUCAAUUGCGACGCCGAGGCCAACGCCAACAAGGACAAUUCGAACACCAAGCCCGCCCCCGCCGUCUUGGCCAACCGAUCCAAUGUCGCCCCUCCUAAGCCUGAUGUCAAGCCUGACAUCGACGUCAAGCCCAAACCCUCCUCCUAUAAACCUAACAUCCCCGCCUCUAAACCUAACAAACCUGGCGUCCGUCGUACUGGUAAUCACAUUCCUAUUGCGGGAGUCAGUCCAUUUGCUAACAACUGGAAAAUCAAAGCCAGAGUCUCCCAAAAAACGGAAAUCAAAAGAUGGUCGAAUUCACGAGGAGAUGGGAAGCUAUUUUCGGUGACCUUCUUAGAUGACAGUGGACAAAUCAGAGCGACUGGCUUCAACGAUGCGGUAGAUAACUUAUACGACUCUCUGCAAGAAGGCCAAGUUUAUUUGAUCUCUCGAGGGAAGAUCACUAUUGCUAAGAAACCGUAUAAUACGACCGGCCAUGAUUAUGAGAUCGUUUUCGAAAACACUACCGAAGUCGAAGAAUGUGGAGAUAGCGCUGACACGCCUAAGAUCAUCUUAAACAAAUUGACUAAAUUGAGUGAACUGAACGAUGUCGAGAAAGAUGCGGUUAUCGAUGUCGUAGCCGUCUUGAAAGAUGUUGGUGAGAUCUCGGAGAUAGUGAGCAAGGCGACUCAAAAGACGAUAGUGAAGCGAGACAUCACGUUAAUCGAUCAAUCGGCGUAUUCGAUUCGAAUGACGUUAUGGGGGAAGACGGCGGAGACCUUUGAGGCGCCGACGGAGUCGAUUGUGGCCUUCCAAGGGGUCAAGGUGGGAGACUUUGGGGGCCGGAAUCUGAGCAUGAUAUCGAGCUCGGUGAUGCUCGUGAACCCGGACAUCCCGGAGGCCUUUGAUCUGAAAGGAUGGUACGACAACGAAGGCGUGAAUGCGAAGAUCCAGAGUUUCGCUAACACCGGCACCGGCAUCGGCCGCGAGAUCACCGAGGACUCGCUCAAGACUGUCGCUGAAAUUAAGGACACUCAGCUCGGAAUGAACGAGCGUGGCGACUAUUUCAACUUCCGGGCCACUAUUAUGUAUAUCAAGAGUGAGACGAUCAGCUAUCCUGCCUGUCCGACCGAACGUUGUAAUAAGAAACUCUUGCGCGAUGGAGACGAUGAAUGGAGAUGUGAGAAGUGUGAUAAACUCUUCCCAGCACCUGACCAUCGAUACUUGAUCCAGAUGACAGUCCAAGAUCAUACGGGAACGCUCUGGCUCUCAGGCUUCAACGAAGUCGGCCAGAUCAUCUUACCGAUGAAUGCCAACGAGCUUAUCGGGAUCAAGGAGACCGACGAGGCCCAAUACCAAAAGAUCGUCACCGACGCCACUGCCAAGACUUACACCAUGGUCUGUCGCGCUAAGGAGGAAACUUAUAACGACGUCAAUCGGACUAAGUAUUCCGUCCUUCGCAUCGCCCCCGUCGAUUGGGUCGCCGCCGGCCUCCAAUUGGCCGAAACUUUACUCAAGAAUUAUUCCGCUUGAAUCUCCCCCCCCCCCCACCAACUCUUCUGACUUCACUGCCUUGUUCCUCGUCCGUGAAUCACCUCCUUAUUUAUUCCCUUCCUGCUUUAGGUAUUUUUUUUUCCUUUCUGACAAAAAAAAAAUGAACCAAGAUCAAGACGGUUCACUCAACAACAGGCUUUCAGCUUAGUUUUAAGACUCACCCUUCCCCCCUCUGUCCUCAUUUUUAUUGUUUUGUUUGUCUUUCCCAAUAUCAAACUGUCUUGAUAUAAACCAACUGACAAACAAACAACAAAGACGAAAAAAAAUAACGAUCAGUCAAUCAAUGUACUUUUACUUACAAAUCCAAAUCCAAAUCCAAAAAAAAAAAUGUUUAGAAAAGAGGAAACAUAAACAAAGAGCAAUACAGGUAUACAUUAGUGAAGAGAACCAUGGAUUUGUUUUUGUUGGUUGUUACAUACCAAAGGUCACUAACCUUCCUGUAGUUUGGUCUGGAGCCACUGAAAUCAAAGCAUACUUCAAGUUCAAGUUCAAAUGGAGAGCAAGCGAUGAUAUCACCGUCCUCAUUACACUCCACAACUCUGCUACAAUCUCGUCACAAGUUUCAGCCUGCGUUGUAACCCUGCAGCACCAUCUUCUUGCCUCGAAAAGCCCGAGGUUUUUUUUUUUUUUUGAUAGAAGGACUCCAAGUAAUAAGAUCAAAUAUUGCAUUCGCUCAUUUGUCAUAGUGACGAUACAUAUUUACAGAUUGAGUAACGAAUUAACACAAGUCCGAAUAUUUGUACAUCUCCAAAGGAAAAGAAAAAAUAGAUAGGUACAUAUCCAUAUGUGGAAGGAAGAAAUCGAC
Messenger RNA from Puccinia graminis f. sp. tritici CRL 75-36-700-3, 2747 nucleotides. RefSeq lists its product as uncharacterized. Gene Ontology annotation, molecular function: DNA binding. The record is from RefSeq and is a predicted model, not a curated record. The transcript has 7 exons. Gene Ontology annotation, cellular component: nucleus. Gene Ontology annotation, biological process: DNA replication; DNA repair; DNA recombination. NCBI's taxonomy places the organism in Eukaryota, Fungi, Basidiomycota, Pucciniomycetes, Pucciniales, Pucciniaceae. The coding region runs from base 65 to 1921 and encodes 618 amino acids.